AAUUCAUCGUAGCAUCAUCACCAGUCUUCCUUUGCCGAAGAAAUACUGUUGCCACAGGAAGCAAAAUAAAUCAGGUUGUGAAUUACUGAGGAGAGCUGCUAUGGGAAGUCACAAAAUAAAGCCCCGGUUCUCGGAAGUGUGCUUCACAAAUACAGAUCGUGUUAUGUGACUUACACGCUUAUCAGGCAAAGGUCUCCCAUUAAGUACAUGGGAAGAACUGGAGACCUCAGACUAUGCCAGUGACCUGCUCAUACUGUUGCUAAAUUAACUCGUGAAUAAGCGUCUCUGAUUUAUGGCAGUUAUUGGAUGUUAACCAAACAUACAUCUGGUUCUGUAUUCAUCAGAGUAAUAGGACUAGAACAAAGACGGACAGCUAAGAAAAGUAUUGAGCAUUUCCAAGGAUCCAGAAACCAGUAUGACAGAAAAUAUGAGAUCUCUCAGAAACUUUUUUCUUUAUAAGUGUCUGUUUGCAUUAACAUUUUGGAACCAUGUCAGCCUGUCUGUGGAAAAUGAACUCUUUACCUCUGUUUCUAACAAUUUUCCGGAAGAUGAUUCUGACAAAAAAAUCAAGAGCCUGCCACUCCUGUAUACAAAAGGUCAUCAGUCCAAAGCUAAUUUUGACUGGGUUGUGAUACAGAAUACUACAGAAAGCCUAUCAUUGUCAGAAAUCACAAAUGACAAUGUAAAAAAAUUAGUAGCUUUAUUAUCUAAUUUCAGGCGAGGCUCCAGGUUACAAAAUCUGACACUGACGAAUGUGUCAGUGGACUGGAAUGCUCUUAUGGAAAUUUUUCAGACUGUAUGGCACUCAUCUAUUGAAUACUUCAGUAUUAACAAUGUAACACAAUUGUCAGACAUCAAAAGGUAUGACUUUGACUAUUCAGGUACUGCUAUGAAAGCACUGACAAUAACCAAAGUUUUAAUCACAGAUCUGUACUUCUUACAGGAUGUUCUAUACAUAAUAUUUGCAGACAUGAAUAUUGCAGCCUUGACAAUAGCUGAAUCAGAGAUGAUACAUAUGAUGUGUCCUUCAUCCAACAGUCCCUUCAAAUACUUAAAUUUUUUAAAGAAUGAUUUAACAGAUUUACUUUUUCAAAACUGUGACAAAUUAAUUCAACUGGAGACAUUAAUCUUGCAGAAGAAUAAAUUAGAGCACCUUCACAAGGUAAGCUUCAUGACCAGCCAUAUGAAAUCGCUGAAAUAUUUGGACAUGAGCAACAACUUGCUACAUCACGAUGCCGCUGAUGUGCAAUGCCAAUGGGCUGAGUCUCUGACAGAGUUGGACCUGUCCUCAAAUCAGCUGAUGGAUGCUGUGUUUGAGUGCUUGCCAGUCAACAUCAAAAAGCUCUACCUGCAGAACAAUCAGAUCACCAGUGUCCCCAAGGAGAUGGCUGAGCUGAAGUCCUUGGAAGAGCUGAACCUGGCAUUGAACAGGCUGGCUGACCUGCCAGGGUGCGGUGGCUUUACGUCCUUGGAGUUCCUGAACGUAGAAAUGAAUUCGAUCCUCACCCCAUCUGCCGACUUCUUCCAGAGCUGCCCACGGGUCAGGGAGCUACAAGCCGGGCACAACCCAUUCAAGUGUUCCUGUGAACUGCAAGACUUUAUCCGUCUGGAGAGGCAGUCUGGGGGGAAGCUGUUUGGCUGGCCGGCGGUGUAUGUGUGUGAGUACCCGGAAGACUUGCAGGGAACGCAGCUGAAGGACUUCCACCUGUCUGAACUGGCUUGCAACACGAUGCUCUUGCUUGUGACAGCUCUGCUGCUGACGCUGGUGCUGGUGGCUGUUGUGGCCUUUCUGUGCAUCUAUCUGGAUGUGCCGUGGUACGCGCGGAUGACGGUGCAGUGGACGCAGAUGAAGCGGAGAGCUUGGCACAACCACCCCGAAGAGCAGGAGACCGUUCUGCAGUUCCACGCGUUCAUUUCCUACAGCGAGCGGGAUGCGUUGUGGGUGAAGAACGAGCUGAUCCCGAACCUGGAGAAGGGGGAGGGCUGUGUACAGCUGUGCCAGCACGAGAGAAACUUUGUCCCUGGCAAGAGCAUUGUGGAGAACAUCAUUAACUGCAUUGAGAAGAGCUACAAGUCGAUCUUUGUGCUGUCUCCCAACUUUGUGCAGAGUGAGUGGUGUCACUAUGAGCUCUACUUUGCCCAUCACAAAUUAUUCACUGAGAAUUCCAACAGUUUAAUCCUCAUUUUACUGGAGCCGAUCCCUCCGUAUAUUAUCCCUGCCAGGUAUCACAAGCUGAAGGCUCUCAUGGCAAAGCGAACCUACCUGGAGUGGCCGAAGGAGAGGAGCAAGCGUGCGCUUUUCUGGGCUAACCUGAGGGCAGCUAUUAGCAUAAACCUGCCAGUGCCUGAUGGACAGAGGUGGGGGGAAAUAGAUUAAGAAUCUUUCUAAUGGAGUUUUUUCUGUUUUUUCUUGGUGAAGCAAUAAAUAUUUUA
Molecule: messenger RNA, 2433 nt
Organism: Athene cunicularia (burrowing owl)
Lineage: Eukaryota; Metazoa; Chordata; Aves; Strigiformes; Strigidae
Product: toll-like receptor 1
Exons: 3
Coding region: 416-2377 (653 amino acids)
Biological process (GO): cellular response to bacterial lipopeptide; inflammatory response; toll-like receptor signaling pathway
Cellular component (GO): membrane
Molecular function (GO): lipopeptide binding; Toll-like receptor 2 binding; transmembrane signaling receptor activity
Source: RefSeq, a predicted model, not a curated record